Molecule: messenger RNA, 1680 nt
Organism: Anneissia japonica
Lineage: Eukaryota; Metazoa; Echinodermata; Crinoidea; Comatulida; Comatulidae
Product: cell cycle checkpoint protein RAD17-like
Exons: 13
Biological process (GO): DNA damage checkpoint signaling; DNA repair; mitotic DNA replication checkpoint signaling
Molecular function (GO): chromatin binding
Source: RefSeq, a predicted model, not a curated record
AAUGAACUUGCAAUUCACAAGAAGAAGAUAUUGGAAGUUGAACAUUGGCUCAAGAAGCAUAUUGAAAAAUCAACUCCCAAUGUAUGAUGCCCCUAUACCGUACUGUUGUUGAAUGGGCCAGCAGGGGCUGGUAAGACCGCCACUGUACAGACACUUGCGAAAGAAAUGCACCUUGAAGUUCAGGAGUGGAUUAAUCCAGUAACAGAUGUGUACCAGAAUGAUGUCACUCCAGAUUUUGGGGAUUUUGCGGGUCAAAGGUAUCAAUCACACUCUUUUGGGAUUUUAUCACAAGAGCAAAUAUUAAUCUCUGCAAAUAUUUGGAGAGAAAUCAUUAAAGAAGAAAGAUUUGCCUCAUACAUUUCUUCGUUAUCCACCUCAAUUUUUAGAAAGUACAAGAAGUCAUGCCGAAGCCCUCUAGUGUUCAUAAUCAGCGAUACGGCUCGAGGUGACAACAUUGUUCGAAAAGCACUCCCAAAAGAUUUAAAAAUUAUGUUAGACAUCCAAGAUAUUAGUUUUAAUCCAGUGGCGCAAACAAGCAUGUGCAAAGUGCUGACAAGUAUAGCAACAUUUGAGGCAGCAAAGGGAAGUUGUCAAUUCCAAGUGCCUUGUAAGUCUACUAUUGAUGCUUUAUCAGCUGCCAGUGCUGGGGAUAUCAGAGGUGCAAUCAAUGCUCUGCAGUUUGCUUGCUUAAAAGAUACAAGUACUUUAAAGUCUUUGUUUGAUGGGAGCAGAAAGUGUGACUCCACUCUAGCAAGAAAAUCUUAUAAAAGUACAAAAAGCAAAAAUACAAAGCAUACAAGAAUGUCUAACAGUCAAGGCGGAAGUAAAUGGAGAACUAAACAAACAGAGGAUGAAAAAGAAGGGAAGGAUCUAGUGGCAAUAGGGGGCAGGGAUACGUCCAUGUUUCUAUUUAGAGCACUAGGAAAAAUCCUUUACUGUAAAAUUAAACCAAAGAUUGAUGCAGAUAAGCAACAUAUACCACCUCAUUUGCAACAUCAUGACAGAGAUAACUUGAAGUUUAACCCGGAGGAUAUUAUUUGUCAAACUCAAAUAAGUAGCGAUAUGUUCAACCUCUACUUGCAUCAGAACUACCUUGAGUUUUACACUCGAGUGGAUGAUGUAGUACGAGGAAGUGAGUAUCUAACUAGUGAUGCAGAUCUAAUUUCUUCUAAUUUUUCACAUCGUAGUAUUUUAUCGGAGUAUAGCAGUUGCAUAGCAACAAGAGGUUUAAUACAUUGUAACUCAUCCAGGAGUCAACAGAAUACAGCUACAGGUGGCAUGGGAAGGAAACCUCUUCAUAAACCACAAUGGUGGCAGGUUGCCAAACAGUAUUUUUCACUAGAUCAAAUUUUCCUUCUUCGAGAACUGAAUAGCUUUUUAACAUCAACAAGGGCAAGGGUUGAAAGAUUGAAUGAAAGAGACGUUGAAACCAUGGAAGGGGAAGAUUCCUGCUCUCAGCUUUCUACGGUUUACAAUGAUUAUAUUUCUAGUGAUGAUGUGUAUAUUGCUCUGUCUAAAUUAACAGUUAAUCAAUCUCCUGGUUUGGAUGAUCUCAGCCCUAGGCUCCUCAAGGCAGCUGCACCAUGCAUCUCCGAACAGAUUACUUAUAUUUUGAAUUUGUCACUUGCCCAGGAAGAGGUACCCACCGAUUGGAAGCUUGGUAAAGUUAUACCCAUUUAA